AUGACAAGCGUGGCAGCUGCCUGCGCUAAACUGGGUGAACACGGCAAGGUUGCCAUGGAUUGCAUUGGAGCUGCUGCAGUCCAGCAUGGCCUUCGUGUUGCGAGAAUAACGCAAGAAAGGCAUCGGAAUCUGUUGGCACCCUUGAAAGCUUCCCUAGCCUUUUGUCCAGAACUUCUACGGCUGGACAGUGACAGGAAGAACCCUGUACACAUCACUCGGCUCCACAUGCGUCCCAUUGACAUCUCGAGCAAAACCACGGAGAUGGAGGAGAUGUUCGCCCCUGCCGACAAUUCGCGAAUCUCCUUACUGGCUACAGCCGUGAAAGCAAAAUUGGAGACAGCUGGUGCAACACGCGUGGUGGGCACUGGUACAUCUUCCAGUUUGCGCAUGGUUAAAGCACAGCUCAGGGCAAAUGAUUUCCUACGGGAGGAAGAGGAAACUUCCCUCUUGUGGGGCCUUUGUAGCAUCUGUGAAGUUGAAGGAAAGAAUCUGACGUCCUUAGCCAUCGACUUUCUGAAGGGUCCAAUGAUUUAA
Messenger RNA from Cladocopium goreaui, 534 nucleotides. The record is from the annotation of a GenBank genome assembly. Lineage: Eukaryota; Dinophyceae; Suessiales; Symbiodiniaceae.